GGUGUUCCUUCCCAGGCGGAACUGUUUAGUACGUAUCGUUGUUUUCACACGGAUCAUCGGCAUUCCUAGACAUGGCCACUUGCAUGCGGACAGUGUGGAAAGUUUUAGGAGGAUGUCAGAGGCACCUGCUGAGAGCUGGUGCAUACACAAGCGCUUCACAAAUUCCUACAAGGCAUCUAUCUUCCAAGAUUGUUGCCACUCUAAAGUCAUUAAAGAAAGUCAAGAAAGAUGACACACAGAAGAAGGAGGAGAAGAAAGAAAAGAGGAUAAUUGAUGACAAAGGCAGACAUAAGCCUUUUGGCAAGACAGCAUGGGCGCCUGUGGAUGACGUGUACAUUAGGACGUACUACCCCAUGACGAUCUAUGACGCAGCAGAAGCCAUCGACAUGCUGAAGAACUUUCAAGUGUUGGACUUCACUCCCCUCAAGCAGCCUGUUUACAUCGAUCUGAGGCUAAACAUGGAACUGGAGAAAAAGAGAAAAGUGGACCCCUUUGUCAGCACAGUGCAUUUACCACACCCCUUCAAGACCGAGAUAAACAAAGUUUUAGUUUUUACUGAGGAUGCUAAUCAAGCUAAAGCUGCACUGGAGAAUGGAGCUGUAUUAGCUGGAGGAGCAGAGCUCAUACAGCCGAUCUUAGAUGACGAGAUUUCAGCAGACUUCUAUGUAGCAGUGCCAGAUAUUCUGCCAAAGAUUCUACCUCUGAAAAACAAACUGAGGAAGAAAUUUCCAAAGAGCAAGAGAGGCUCAGUCAGCACCAACAUUUCCGAGUUGUUGGAGUUUUUUAAAGCAAGCCACGAGUACAAUGUGGAGAACAACUGCUACGUCAAGACCCAGAUAGCCAUGCUCGACAUGCCCACAGAACACAUCUUUGCCAACCUGAAAGCUGUCCUGAUGAACGUUUGCUCACACCGACCAGCCGAUAUGGGACCUUUCAUAGAGCGGGCAAUCAUCGCCAGUCGCACCAGUGAAGCGCUGUGGUUCAACAGCGAAGACAUUGUACGGAAACCAGCAGAGAAGGAGGAGGAUGAGGAGGAGGAGGAAUGACCUGUUUCCGAUGUAUAUAUUCACUGUAUUGAAUAAAGUAUUUGUUUUGAGUUUG
Molecule: messenger RNA, 1101 nt
Organism: Dicentrarchus labrax (European seabass)
Lineage: Eukaryota; Metazoa; Chordata; Actinopteri; Moronidae
Gene: mrpl1
Product: mitochondrial ribosomal protein L1
Exons: 9
Coding region: 72-1046 (324 amino acids)
Source: RefSeq, a predicted model, not a curated record